Molecule: messenger RNA, 1244 nt
Organism: Phragmites australis (common reed)
Lineage: Eukaryota; Viridiplantae; Streptophyta; Magnoliopsida; Poales; Poaceae
Product: GDT1-like protein 5
Exons: 12
Coding region: 193-891 (232 amino acids)
Biological process (GO): Golgi calcium ion homeostasis; calcium ion transmembrane transport; manganese ion transmembrane transport
Cellular component (GO): Golgi apparatus
Molecular function (GO): calcium ion transmembrane transporter activity; manganese ion transmembrane transporter activity
Source: RefSeq, a predicted model, not a curated record
CCACCAUCCUCCAACUACUUUUAAAACAGCCGUCCCACCACGCGACGCGAGCUAGCGUCCUCCCGCCGCCGCCGCCGCCGCCGCUCGUGCCGCUGCUGCUACCUGCUCACGCCUACCUCGCCUCCUCCCUCCCUCUGUCCUCCCGCUGCGUCCCCCCGAGAUCGGAAUCGCCCGCCUGCCUUUCCCUCCGCCAUGGCGCCGUCUCUGCUCGGGGGGUUCACCAAGUCGCUGGCCAUGACGGUUCUCUCCGAGAUCGGGGACAAGACCUUCUUCGCCGCCGCGAUUCUAGCCAUGCGCCAUCCCAGAAAGCUCGUCCUGGCAGGCUGUCUGAGCGCAUUAAUAGUGAUGACAGCUCUAUCAGCUUCUCUAGGUUGGGUUGCACCAAAUCUGAUAUCACGCAAAUGGACUCAUCAUGUGACCACUCUGCUGUUCUUUGUAUUUGGCAUUUGGUCAUUGUGGGAAGGCUUCAAGGAAGAUGGAGAUUCGGAAGAAUUGGCUGAAGUGGAAGCAGAGCUGGAUGCUGCCUUUAAGAGUAACAAAGGUGAAUCUAAAAAUAAAUCUAAGGCAAACGAUGAUGCAAAGAAACAGCAAAGACCAUUUCUCAUGCAGCUCUUCUCACCAAUUUUUAUAAAGGCAUUUUCUAUUACAUUCUUUGGUGAGUGGGGUGACAAGAGCCAGAUUGCUACUAUUGGCUUAGCUGCUGAUGAAAACCCAUUUGGUGUUGUCCUUGGAGGAAUCAUAGCGCAAGCACUCUGCACUACUGCUGCUGUUCUUGGAGGAAAGAGCCUAGCCUCGCAGAUAUCUGAGAAAAUGGUUGAACUGUCAAGCGGAGUGCUAUUCCUGUUGUUUGGCAUCAUGUCCUUGCUUUCAGGGCCAGAAGGAGGAUUGUAAUCUCAUGGGAAUUUUGUUCAGCAUGCAAUUAUGCAUGGCUGGUUUACAAGCUCUCUCGUUAGACCUAUCUUAUUUGAGUAGAUGAAUGAUGGCGAUGAAAGCCAGCCAUCCAUGGCGAACAGGAUGGCGCGAAUUCAUUAGUUUAGCCAACACACUGUAAACAUUCACUCGUCAUUAAUGAAAAAAAAUACAUGCAUUUUACAAAAACUUGUACUAAUUCCAUUCCGUUCCCAGCACCUGAAAAUCUAAAGUAGAACAUUGUAUGGGGGGACUAAACAGGAUGAACAGAUCUUACUGAAAUUUUGUUGUCGCAAUUACAUGCAUGAACAAAGCUUGGUUAUUGGAUCUCCUAA